GAUAAACUGUUUUUGGGAAUUUUUUUGUGUUACAUGGGAAACAAUUGUAUCAAAAACGCGCAUUAUUUAACUGUCUCACUUCGAAAUCCGUUUAACAUUGAAGUGCACAAGCAAACCAAUUUACAACAGAAAUAACUAAUAAUAAAAGAUCGCAUUUGUUGUGCAUGCAAGAAGUACAAUUUCGCUCGCCAUUUUGAGUCAAACGACAUAUUUUUCGGCCGCUAUAAUCAACUUAGGCAUGUACGUAAUAUGUCAUACACUGUCAUAGGGUAAAAUUGUUUCAGGGGUAAAGUGAAAGUACAAGUACAUAAAAUAUUUCUACUACAAUUGAGUAGUAAUUACAGAAUCGUGUUAAUACGUACCGCGCUAUUAAAUACAGGCAUCCAUAUAUACAUACAUAUGCACGAACAUUAAUAUGAAUAUACGGCUAUAACUCCAUUAAGACCCAUUUGUAUGUGAGGUAGUUGCAGUAGAAAUAAUAAUUUAAUAUAAAGUGUUACAUCAAUCGUUGUGUGCGCCUUAAAGUGAACAUUCUACAAUCUUGUCAUAACCCAAUUUGUACAUACAUUAAAGGGAAAAAAUGUCGACUGAACCGACGAAGGCUAAAGAAAUUAACUUUUUCUUUCGUGAUGAACAUGGUCAAAUAGCGAAAAUGGUUAAACCAGUGCAAGUUAAACAGGAUGCAGCGGGUGAAAUCAAGAAAUUCAUUAGUAGUGGUGGUGACAUCAGCUCUGUUGGACGCAUUGGGGCUUUUCAUCUGAGUACAUCGAACCAGGGACAAUUUAUACGCCUACAAGACAAUUAUAUUACUCAAAAAACCGAAGAUACUGUAUAUUCAAGUACGCCAUCAGCUAAAUGCGACAACGCUUUGCAUGAAACUAUAAAAGUGGAACGCUUCACACCUAACCCGAGCGUAAAAUUAAAAUCGAAACUCCAUGCCAUACAAAGCAUCCCCCAACACUCAUUGUCCUCAUCUACAUCGUCAGUUCAAAGGAAGCGCAAGCCAGACAAAGCUGGGAAGGGCUUGCGUCACUUCUCCAUGAAGGUAUGUGAAAAAGUUGAGGAGAAAGGCAAAACCACAUAUAAUGAGGUAGCAGAUGAUUUGGUGAAUGAAGAAUUAAAGAACCAUUCUUAUGAUACUAACUGUGAUCAAAAAAAUAUCCGACGUCGUGUUUACGACGCCCUUAACGUACUGAUGGCUAUCAAUGUGAUUUCCAAAGAUAAAAAGGAAAUACGCUGGAUUGGCUUGCCCGCAAACUCUACAGAGCAACUUCUGGCACUUGAGGAGGAGAAUCAGAAACGUCGGGAACGCAUAAAACAAAAACACGACAUGCUGCGUGAAAUGAUAAUGCAACAUGUGGCAUUUAAGGGACUGGUCGAGCGGAACAAGAAAGUAGAGAGCCAAGGAUUGGUACCAUCACCAAAUUCAUCCAUACAAUUACCGUUCAUAAUAGUUAAUACUCACAAAUCCACUAAAAUUAAUUGUAGCGUUACCAACGACAAAUCCGAAUAUAUUUUCAAAUUUAAUAAUACAUUUGAAAUGCAUGAUGACAUCGAGGUCUUAAAACGAAUGGGGUUGCUAUUAGGACUGGAAAAAGGCGAAUCCUCGUUGGAGAACAUUGAGAGAGUUAAGGCCUGGGUUCCACCAAAUCUGGCUAAAUAUGUAGACGCUUACGGAAAUGGCAAUAUCAGCCAUAUCUAUGACAUCGAUGAUGAAAACCACGUGUUCAAUUCGUACCCAGAGACGACUAACGAGUCCCUUAGUUUUGGACAACGUGGUCAGUAUACCACCGAUGGUGAUUUUAAAUUAGAGCUUGACGAUGAUGAGCAAGAUGAUAUUGAUUGAACCGGAAUGUCAGCUUCGAUGUGGAGGAUUCAUUUGGUUUUGCGUUUCUACGCACGUUGUUGGGCUUAUGUUGAAGUGGUUCAAACAAACUGCCCAUUUCUGCUAUUUUAUUUUAAGCAAAUAUGUGUAAUUGCACCAAUUAUAUAGAUUAAAAAACAAA
This is a messenger RNA of Scaptodrosophila lebanonensis, 2006 nucleotides long. RefSeq names its product transcription factor Dp (gene Dp). Bases 581 to 1846 code for a protein of 421 amino acids. The record is from RefSeq and is a predicted model, not a curated record. Gene Ontology annotation, molecular function: DNA-binding transcription factor activity, RNA polymerase II-specific; RNA polymerase II transcription regulatory region sequence-specific DNA binding. The transcript has 10 exons. NCBI's taxonomy places the organism in Eukaryota, Metazoa, Arthropoda, Insecta, Diptera, Drosophilidae. Gene Ontology annotation, biological process: regulation of cell cycle; regulation of transcription by RNA polymerase II. Gene Ontology annotation, cellular component: nucleus; transcription regulator complex.